CUCGCGAUUACGCGAUCUUUGGUUGGAGUCCGUGUGUAUAAGGUGGGGCAGAGUGUCUCCCGGUCAACUUGUAAAAGUUGAGUGUGUGUCGGAUUUCUUAACGAUCUGCUUAAAAACACGUUAGCAGGCCUGCUUCAGAGUGCUGUAAGAGUUUGUAGUCGGGUGGAGCUGUGAGCUGGACUGACUCAGACCAGAGUCAUGGCCUCCGGCAAGAACAAGAACCAGACCUCUCUGGCUCUCCAUAAAGUGAUCAUGGUGGGCAGCGGUGGAGUUGGGAAGUCCGCCCUCACCCUACAGUUCAUGUACGACGAGUUUGUGGAGGACUACGAGCCCACCAAGGCCGACAGCUACAGGAAGAAGGUGGUGCUGGAUGGUGAGGAUGUUCAAAUCGAUAUCCUGGACACGGCGGGGCAGGAGGACUACGCCGCCAUCAGAGACAACUACUUCCGCAGCGGAGAGGGCUUCCUGCUGCUGUUCUCCAUCACCGAGCACGAGUCCUUCACAGCCACGUCGGAGUUCAGGGAGCAGAUCCUGCGGGUGAAGGAGGAGGAGGCCAUCCCUCUGCUCCUGGUGGGGAACAAGUCGGACCUGGAGGAGAGGCGGCAGGUCUCUGCUGACGAGGCCACGGCCAAGGCCAUCGAGUGGGGGGUCCAGUACGUCGAGACCUCGGCCAAGACCAGAGCCAACGUCGACAAGGUGUUCUUUGACCUCAUGCGGGAGGUCCGCAAGAAGAAAAUGGCGGAGAGCAAAGACAAAAACGGGCCGAGCGGCAAGAAAAAGAAGAAGCACUGCUGCAUACUUUAACUCCUGGCGAGACAAAGUGACAAAGUGCCAAAAAACAACCCAGGCAGCAGCAGCUUUAAACCAUCAAACUGUCUGUCAAAACGACACUCACUCCGUCAGCUGUGGAGGGAAACUCCCAAAUACUCCCGUUCCUCACCUGCACAUUUAUUUUUACACCUGGAAAUGUAUUUUUCUCCAAAUGUAUAAAACCCCACGUUUAAAAGAGAAUCUGGAUGCUUAAGGUCAUGUUGAGGAAGCUCACUUCCAUUUGUUUGUAUACGUUGGUUGGUUUGGGUUUUGUAACCUUUGUACUUUCCUGCUUCUGCUUCCUCUUCACACACACUAGAGGCCAUAAGUAUGUGGACGCAUCAGCUGGCUUCGUGCACGGAGAGAAAUCUGAUCAGAUGUUUAUAAAACUCUGACACAGUGA
Molecule: messenger RNA, 1213 nt
Organism: Perca flavescens (yellow perch)
Lineage: Eukaryota; Metazoa; Chordata; Actinopteri; Perciformes; Percidae
Product: ras-related protein ralB-A
Exons: 6
Coding region: 199-804 (201 amino acids)
Biological process (GO): signal transduction
Cellular component (GO): membrane
Molecular function (GO): GTP binding; GTPase activity
Source: RefSeq, a predicted model, not a curated record